Rattus rattus (black rat) is the source of this 3255-nucleotide messenger RNA. Its product is annotated as guanylate-binding protein 4-like. The coding region runs from base 2 to 1885 and encodes 627 amino acids. Gene Ontology annotation, biological process: defense response to Gram-positive bacterium; defense response to protozoan. Gene Ontology annotation, molecular function: GTPase activity; GTP binding. The transcript has 10 exons. The record is from RefSeq and is a predicted model, not a curated record. Lineage: Eukaryota; Metazoa; Chordata; Mammalia; Rodentia; Muridae.
CAUGGCAUCUGCCAGCAGCAUGGAGGCUCCCAUUUGUCUAGUGGAAAAUGAGAAUGAAGAGCUGAUGGUGAACCCCAAAGCUAUAAACAUUCUUGAGAGGAUCACUCAGCCUGUGGUGGUGGUGGCCAUCGUAGGACUGUACCGUACGGGGAAGUCCUACCUGAUGAACCGCUUGGCCGGACAGAACCAUGGCUUCAAUUUGGGCACCACAGUUAGGUCUGAAACUAAGGGCAUCUGGAUGUGGUGUGUGCCCCAUCCCAGCAAGCCCAAAUUCACACUCGUGCUUCUGGACACAGAGGGCUUAGGUGAUGUGGAAAAGUGUGACCCUAAGAAUGACUCGUGGAUCUUCGCCCUGGCUGUGCUUCUGAGCAGCACCUUUGUUUACAACAGCAUGAGCACCAUCAACCACCAGGCUCUGGAGCAGCUGCACUAUGUCACGGAACUGACAGAGCUGAUCAGGACAAAAUCCACCCCACGAUCUGAAGAAAUAGAUGACUCUGAUGAGUUUGUAGGUUUCUUCCCAGACUUUAUCUGGGUUGUUCGAGAUUUCGUUCUGGAGCUGAAGUUAGAUGGACGCGUCAUUACAGCAGACGAGUACCUAGAAAAUGCCCUGAAGCUGAUCCCAGGCAGGAGUCUCAAAGCCCAAACUUCUAACAUGCCCAGGGAAUGCAUCCGGCACUUCUUUCCAAGACGGAAGUGCUUUGUCUUUGAUCGACCUAUAAAAGAAAAAGAACUCUUAGUCCAUGUUGAAGAAAUGCCAGAGGACCAGUUGGAUCACAAUUUCCGAGUGCAAUCAAAUGUAUUCUGUUCGUAUAUCUUCUCCAAUGCAAAGGCCAAGACCUUGAAAGAGGGAAUCAUGGUCAAUGGAAACCGACUGGCGACUCUGGUGACAACCUAUGUGGAUGCUAUCAAUAGUGGAGCGGUGCCGUGUUUAGAGAACGCAGUGACAACCCUGGCCCAACGUGAGAACUCUGCAGCCGUGCAGAAGGCAGCUGAGCACUACAGUGAGCAGAUGGCCCAGCGACUAAGGCUCCCCACAGAUACGCUCCAGGAGCUGCUGGAUGUGCACUCGGCCUGUGAGAAGGAAGCCAUUGCUGUCUUCAUGGAGCACUCCUUCAAGGAUGAGAACCAGGAAUUCCAGAAGAACUUGGUGGUGACCAUAGUGGAAAAAAGGGAAGAUUUCUCCCGACAGAAUGAAGCUGCAUCUCUCAGUCACUGCCAAGCUGAACUGGACAAGCUCUCAGAGUCCCUGAGGAAGAGCAUCUCAUGUGGAGCUUUCUCUGUUCCUGGGGGCCACAGUCUCUACCUAGAGGCCAGGAAGAAGGUUGAGCAGGACUAUGAGCAAGUGCCCAGGAAGGGAGUGAAGGCAAAUCAUGUCCUUCAGAGCUUCCUACAGUCACAGAUUCCCAUAGAGAAUUCCAUCCUGCAGUCAGACAAAGCCCUCACUGCUAACCAGAAGGCCAUGGAAGUUGAGCGGGCUCAGAAGGAGGCAGCUGAGAAGGAGCAGGAGCUACUAAGACAGAAACAGAAGGAACUGCAACAGGUGAUGGAGUCUCAAGAGAGAAGUUACAAGGAAAAUAUAGUCCAGCUGCAUGAGAAAAUGGAGACAGAAAGGAAGAACAUUCUGGAAAAGCAAGAGGAGAUGCUGGCACACAAGUUAAAGGUCCAAGAAGAGAUGCUUAAUGAGGGAUUUAAAAGGAAAUAUGAAGCAAUGGAUUCAGAGAUAAGUCAACUACAAAAACAGAUUCAACAAAACAAGGAGCAGAAUAGCUCAUUGGCUGCACAAAUCUUCGAUGGGUUUGGAAAUGUAUUAAUGUCAGUCAAUACUGACACUGGUAAGCUUUUUGGUCUAGGGCUGAAAAUUAUAAGCAGAAAAAUGAAAUAGCCAAAGAAUUCUUGUUAGAAAACUGUAGGUAUGACUUUCCCCACCUCAUUGAUACUUAUUUUUGAAGCCCAUUUCACAUUAAUUUCAUUUACUAAGUUUCCAUAACCAAGAAUACAGGUCACUCACCAUAAACUAAUGGCAAAGUCCCAUUGCUAAAGAUAACAUGAUAAGACUCAUUGAACAACAGAGAACUCAAGUUGGUACCCAUAGAUCCUUCACCCUACAUGCUAACAUCUUUGUCACAGAAAGAUACUCCGCAUGCUACCAAAAGAAAAGCACAAACUCCAGCCCAGCCACAAACCCUUUGAUUUACAAUGGUGUCCUGCCUGCAAAAUCUGCAAAUGCAGUGGUGGCAUAAAUCUUGGGGGAGCAACCAACCAAUGUCUGAUUUGAUUUAAGGCUAUCAAAGGAUGAAACCCAUACCUGACUCUGCUUGAGUGACCAAGAACCUGAGAUUAGAUAGCCAAGGUAACCAAAGGAAAACCAAACACCAUUGUUGUCUUUUCUUUUAAAUAAUGUAAUAAAAUGACUCUUACUCACAUUCUGCUAUGCUCGUAGAUCAUUCAAAAUAGUUACAUCUUAUAGAAGAGUUUGAAUACACACUUUUCUGUAUACAUAUGUUAUGUUUAAAAUCAAAACCUGUUCAAAAAGAAAAAAUAGUUUUAUUUUUAUCUGGUAUGAACUAAUUUGAAAUUUUCAUUUUAGGUUAAAAAAAGUUCGAGAAUAUGUCUCUUAUGCAUACAUUAAAAUAGCUAUAAUUUGAAUUUAAAGAAUCUAGACUAUAGGUGAAAAUUAUUUAAAUUUAUUUAUAGGUAAUAAAGACUGAUUAGAACACUCACACAUACACUGUAUGCAGCUGAAUAUGUUGCCAAAUUAUGGCUAUUUAUGAACCAUUGCUUUGGUUUCCUUCUUUUUUUUUAACUGACCGAGACCAUGCUAACGAGAAUUGUUAUGAAUGGGUGCUACCUGAGACCAUGCUGUCAAUCAUCUUUAUGAAUGGUUGCUACCUGAGACCAUGCUGUCAAUCAUCUUUAUGAAUGGAUGCUACAUGAGACCAUCCUAAAAAGCAUCUUUAUGAAUUGGUGCUACCUGACAUGCAGACCAUUUGUAUGGACUAGAUAAAAUGUUAAUAAUGAAGUCCUGUGCUCAUGUUUGGAUUUAAAUUUAAAACAAUUUCAAACAGUCAUUUGCUAUUUUGCUUUCCUCUGUAGAAUGUAAACUUACUUCAGUUAUCCCACCAGUAAAGUUUUAUUUGGGGUAAGAAAUUUUCCAUUGAAUUCUUGUGUUGUAAUGUGGGAAAAUGUCAUGUUUUUUUUUUUUAUUUUCACAAUUUAUAUCGAUGUGAAAUAAAAUUUAAUUCUGGCAAAAAA